AUGAGCAAGCCGCCGCCGUGCGGAUAUUGGUGUGGUGCGUACGGGUACUACAACGGCGCCAUAAAGACUCGGAAGACGGUGCAGCCGGUGGAAGUGACGGCGGAGGAAGCUUCUCUGAACGGAGCCAGCAGCUCAAGGAGCUGUACGAGGUCGUUACUUUCGACGGGGGAGCAGGCAGCGGCGAAAGGCCAUGCGCGGCGUGUCCCCUGA
Molecule: messenger RNA, 210 nt
Organism: Linum tenue
Lineage: Eukaryota; Viridiplantae; Streptophyta; Magnoliopsida; Malpighiales; Linaceae
Source: the annotation of a GenBank genome assembly